Molecule: messenger RNA, 932 nt
Organism: Juglans regia (Persian walnut)
Lineage: Eukaryota; Viridiplantae; Streptophyta; Magnoliopsida; Fagales; Juglandaceae
Product: putative glycine-rich cell wall structural protein 1
Exons: 1
Coding region: 147-617 (156 amino acids)
Source: RefSeq, a predicted model, not a curated record
CCCUCAACUGUCCAGCACCCUCCACAUAAAUGCCCUUCUUCUUCUUCUUCUUAUUUUCCUAACCGGGCUUAAAUAUUCCUCGACAGUUGACACUAAAGUUUCCCAUUUCCCAUCUCAAAUCAUACACACUCUGAAUCUCUGCUGAGAUGAAACCCAUUACCGGUUUUUUCUUGGCCUUUCUGCUCAUCACAGCUUCUAACUCCCUAGCUUUCCGUCUCGGAUCCGAUGGAUCGUUCUCAGCCCAGCUCAGCCACUCCAAUGGCAAAGACAACAACAAAGGAGGUGGUGGUGGUGGUGGAAACGAUGGUGGCAUGGGCGGGUUCUUUGGCCCCGGAGGCGGGUUUAACAUACCCGAUUUCGGGAAAGGGUGGGGAGGAAAUGGUGCCGGAGGCGGGUACGGAGGCGGGUAUGGAGGUCCUAGUGGAGGGCACUCCAAGGGUGGUGUAAUAAGGCCUACGGUGGUGUGCAAAGAAAAGGGCCCGUGUUACAACAAGAAGCUGACGUGUCCAGCCAAGUGCUUCACCUCCUAUAGCCGGUCAGGGAAGGGUUAUGGAGGCGGUGGCGGUGGCGGUGGCUGCACCAUUGAUUGCAAGAAGAAAUGUAUUGGCUAUUGCUAGAUGGUUAUUAUGAACAUAUGCAGCCGGGUACCACCGGUAAUAGUUCCUAUAUAUGAUCAGUAAUGGUAGCUAUAGAUCAGUAUGAGAUAUAUUUUGUGAUAUGCCUAUGUAUUAUCUAUAUCUAUAUCUAUAUCUAUGCUGUUGGUGUAAGAUCAGUUUCUAUGCUUAUUCAGCAAAAAAAAAAAAAAGAGGAGUUUUUUUGGUUGUUUUCUCCAAUAUGAAUAUCCUAAUCCUCCCUCUUGGGGCUGUAGGAUUUAUAUAUAUAUAUAUAUAUGAUAACAAAUAAAAAGUGGAGAAUAUGGAGUGGCUUAGUUA